Molecule: messenger RNA, 2183 nt
Organism: Protobothrops mucrosquamatus (brown spotted pit viper)
Lineage: Eukaryota; Metazoa; Chordata; Lepidosauria; Squamata; Viperidae
Gene: SEPTIN12
Product: septin 12
Exons: 12
Coding region: 1-2160 (719 amino acids)
Biological process (GO): cytoskeleton-dependent cytokinesis
Cellular component (GO): septin ring; septin complex; microtubule cytoskeleton
Molecular function (GO): molecular adaptor activity; GTP binding; GTPase activity
Source: RefSeq, a predicted model, not a curated record
AUGAGGAUUAAAAUGAAUGAUGGACCAACUUUCAAUUCCUUGAUGGACAUUGCAACAUGCACUUUGUUGAAAAAGGAAUUCGAGUUUGAAUGUGUGGCAGGCAAGACCAGCCUUGUUCCUAACUCUCCUGACCACUUCUGGUCAGGAGAGUUGAAUUCCUUAAAGAGGUCCUUUGAGAUGGAAGAUGUAGAAGAGGUCACUUCGUGUUCAACCAGACCUUCUCUAAAUCCCUGCCCAUCUGAAAAUGGAGAGGGGAAAAGAAUCAGGGGACCCAUGCAGAAUAUCUACCAAUCUCCCAUCGGCCUGAGCAACAUCCCCAGUCCUUCACACAGUCCGAUCCCCAAAGCCAGGAUCACUAACAGCUUGUCUUUCAACCGAGGCACCAUUCAUUUGCCUCGGGCCAAUGGGACCAACCUCAUCAGGGUGUCCUCCUUCCAAACUCGGCUGAAUCCCAAUGGAUUCUCUUCAUCUUUAGGGCCAGGAAGUGACGAGAGUCUUCACAGUUCUUCUUCCAGUUUGGGGUGUCCAACUCCCACAAGAUGCCCUCCGAAUCCCGCUCGGCAAUCUGAGUCCUCUGCAAUCGAGAUGUCUCAGCUAUCUAGUCCUUUGCAGAAGAAGUUCUCUUCCCAUGGGAAUGUCUUUCAUCCCGAGGUGGAGCGUCCCAUCCGGCAGGUCUCCAAGCCCACUGUGAAUCACGGCUCCUUGCCAUCCCUUGACUUGCAUAUCGCAGAAGACCAGGGGCCCAGUCCUACCCUUUGCUCCACCUCAAACGUUGACCCCACCAACAGGUGGAGCUCCCAAGACCAAAAUCCCAUCUCGCCUCUUCCAAAGAAUGGAACGUUACUGAGAAAGGAUUCUCCUUUCUCUACCAUGGAGCUUGUCUCUCAAUCUCCAACUGCUCAAGCUACUUCCCAGUCCUCUUUUCUUGGUUAUCCAAUGACAGUGCCAGCUCCACAAGGGAGCCCAGCUUUGGCCAACCCAAGAGAAAACUGCCCUGCUCCGAUUGACUCCGUCUCCUGCCAAGAUGCUUCCAAGGCUUCAGAUCCAGAGCCGACGUUUGACCCAUUGGAAGAGUCUGGGGACCAGCCUCUGGAGGUCUUUGAGAAGAAGGAAGAAUCUGCAGAGAAGAACUCACUAAAAGAAGAGAUUCAUCCCAAGCUUCAGCAGCUGAGCAUGGAGGACGACCUAGCAGGAGAACCAAGGCCUCAGGAUGGUCCAGCCCGCAAGACCACGGACGGUGGACUGUUUGGCUACGUGGGGAUUGAGGCAGUCCUGGAUCAGAUGCGUAUCAAGACCAUGAAGACAGGGUUUGAAUUCAACAUCAUGGUUGUAGUCUCAGUCUGGAUUUGGAAAGAUGACCUAACCGAAUGUCCUCUUCCUCUGACAGUUGUUGAAGAAAAAGGAGUGAAGAUGAAGCUGACGGUCACGGACACCCCGGGAUUUGGGGACCAGAUUAACAAUCAAAACUGCUGGGAGCCGAUCAUUCAGUAUAUCAACGAACAGUAUGAGCGCUAUUUGAAAGAGGAGGUCCUGAUUAAUCGCAAGCAGAAAAUCCCAGACACCCGUGUACACGCCUGUGUGUAUUUUGUCCCCCCCACAGGUCACUGGCUCCGCCCCUUGGACCUGGAGUUCAUGAGACGUCUCAGUAAGAUCACCAAUGUGGUGCCCGUCAUCGCCAAAGCGGACACCUUGACCCUGGAGGAAAGGGCAGAGUUUAAACAGAGGGUCCAGAAAGACCUGAAGGCCCACGGAAUCCAUGUUUACCCUCAAGUUGACUUUGACGAUGACCCGGAUGAUCGGCUUUUGAACGAUAAAAUCCGGGAGAAAAUCCCCUUUGCAGUGGUAGGUGCUGACAAGGAACACCAGGUGAAUGGGAAGAAGGUCCUGGGUCGUAAGACCAAGUGGGGGACCAUUGAAGUGGAAAACUCAGCCCACUGUGAGUUUCCUUUGCUGCGGGAUCUCUUAAUCCGGUCUCACCUCCAGGAUCUCAAGGACAUCACCCACAGUGUACAUUAUGAACAAUACCGCAUCCAGCGCCUCAAUGAAAGCAACCGGCUAGCCAAAGGUGGCGACUGGCUGGCACUGAGCUCCCUCACUUAUGAGCCACCGGGACAGCAUGGUCUCCCCUGCACCGCCUCAGCCCCACCACCCCUCCAGUAGCUGGUGCAGAUGGCUUUCCCCUU